Messenger RNA from Vombatus ursinus (common wombat), 1179 nucleotides. RefSeq names its product spermatogenesis and oogenesis specific basic helix-loop-helix 1 (gene SOHLH1). NCBI's taxonomy places the organism in Eukaryota, Metazoa, Chordata, Mammalia, Diprotodontia, Vombatidae. Gene Ontology annotation, cellular component: nucleus. Gene Ontology annotation, biological process: regulation of DNA-templated transcription; spermatogenesis. The transcript has 8 exons. Gene Ontology annotation, molecular function: protein dimerization activity; RNA polymerase II cis-regulatory region sequence-specific DNA binding; DNA-binding transcription factor activity, RNA polymerase II-specific. The coding region runs from base 1 to 1179 and encodes 392 amino acids. The record is from RefSeq and is a predicted model, not a curated record.
AUGGACGCCUGGGACCCCGACCCCAGCCAAGGACCCUUCGGCCCGGGAGAACCCAGGGAUCCAGCCUCUGUUGGGCACAGUCUUCUCUCUGGUUCCUCUUUCAGCUCCUCAAGGGCCAGUGCCUGGUCCUCUGAGAGUAGUGUUGGGGAUUCUGGAGUGUCCAGGGAUGUGUCAGAGGCUUUCACUGUUGCCCAGGUACAGAUCCGAAAGCAGAAUGCUAUCACAGAGAGAGAAAGAAGGAAACGAAUCUCUGUAAGUUGUGAACGGCUUCGGAUCUUGCUGCCAAAGUUUGAGGGUCGUCGAGAAGACAUGGCCUCCAUCCUGGAGAUGGCUGUGCAGUAUCUAAAGCUUGCUCGAACCCUUGUGCCCACAGAAGAACAGAGCACUAUUCUCGCUCCCUCAGAGGAGGUGUGUCAGAAGUGGCAGAAGAAUGUGUUGAUUCCAAAUGCCAGCAAGCAGAUUUCAGAGACGAGAGCCUUUGAUACAGCUAGACAAAGAGGAUCCCCAAACUGCCCGACUUCUCCUAUGGAAAAUAGUAAACCAGCACUGAUGUUGGGUGAGCCUGUGGAUAAUGCCUUGGAAGACACAUGUUCUGUCUUUGAAAAAGGGCCUUCAGAUCUAGCCCUGCUGCCUCAAGACCUGAGUCUCUCUGAUACUCCUGUGCGUUCCUGUGGAAGGAGCCCUUCUCUGCCUUGGCCAGCUGUUCCUCUAGAGACCUCAGCAGUGGGGAGAUGGCCAAGUGUGGUAGGGCUCUGUCCUGGGGAAGUCAUGUCUCAAGCACAGCUACUGAGAAAUACACAUGAGCCUUCUGAUGUCCUGAUGAUAUCCCCUCUGGAUACCAGGUCAAUGUCAGAAUCUGAAGUAGAAGAUGAGACGCCUUUCCUGCUGGGUGCUCACACUGACCAAUGGCUUGGAGAUCAAGGACCCCAGGGUGCCAAAGGUGGUGAAACCCAAACCUGUUCCAGGACAACCCCACUCAUGAUGGAUACCAAGACUGGUUCCCAAGAUGGGCUUCUCUCCAAAUCAGACCUGGAGUUCCUGCCUGAACCUGAGUUCUGCCUCCCAGAGUCUCAGAGGAGCCUCCUGGACCAUUUGGAAUUUGAUUCAACCUCUGUGGCCCUAACUCCUCAGGAAGAAGUGGACAGUAUAUUUCCUUAUCUCUUUCCCUAUGAGUUAUGA